AUGGGUGAUGUUGAAAAAAGCAUUCAGAAAUGUUCUCAGUACCACACAGUUGAAAAAGAUGGAACACACAAGACAGGACCAAAUCUUUGGGGUUUAUUUGGCCGCAGAACAAGACAAGCUGCAGGAUUUUCUUACUCAGAUGCAAACAAGAACAAAGGAGUUGUCUGGUGUGAGAAUACACUGACGGAGUAUUUGGAAAACCGUAAGAAAUACAUUCCUGGUACAAAAAUUAUUUUUGCUGGAAUUAGAAAGCAGAAUGAAAGAGCUGAUCUUAUUGCAUAA
Molecule: messenger RNA, 282 nt
Organism: Gavia stellata (red-throated loon)
Lineage: Eukaryota; Metazoa; Chordata; Aves; Gaviiformes; Gaviidae
Product: cytochrome c, somatic
Exons: 2
Coding region: 1-282 (93 amino acids)
Biological process (GO): mitochondrial electron transport, ubiquinol to cytochrome c; mitochondrial electron transport, cytochrome c to oxygen
Cellular component (GO): mitochondrial intermembrane space
Molecular function (GO): electron transfer activity; heme binding
Source: RefSeq, a predicted model, not a curated record